AAUGGAUGAUUUUGCAAUAGCAGUAAGUCGAUAUAGAAGAAGAAAAUAUGAUUAAUCAAUUAAUUUAUGUGAUAAGAUUCUUUAAGGAAAUAAUUUGGAUUAAUCAGCUUGGGUUUUGAAAGCAAGUAGUUUGAUAAGAAAGAUGUUUUUGGAUGAUAUUGAAAUUGAUGAAUAAGGAAUAGGAGAUUAAUUAAUGAAUGAUGAUUCAAUAAAUUCAGUAGCUAGACCUGGUACAAGCUUAUAAAGACCUGGAAGCUAAGCAGGAUAAGUAUAUAGAAUAUAUUAUAUUUGGGUAUUCGACCAAUGAG
Paramecium sonneborni is the source of this 308-nucleotide messenger RNA. The record is from the annotation of a GenBank genome assembly. NCBI's taxonomy places the organism in Eukaryota, Ciliophora, Oligohymenophorea, Peniculida, Parameciidae.